Messenger RNA from Caenorhabditis angaria, 6005 nucleotides. The record is from the annotation of a GenBank genome assembly. Lineage: Eukaryota; Metazoa; Nematoda; Chromadorea; Rhabditida; Rhabditidae.
AUGGAGGACGCGCACGCCAAAGAAGCCGAUGAGGUGUGCAAAUUUUUUGGCACCGGGCCAGAAGGAUUGAGUGAUUCACAAAUCGAUAACCUGCGGAAGAAAUAUGGAGAGAAUGGUGAGUUCUUUUGUUCUUUCUGUGAGAAGAUCUAAAAGUUUUCGAAAAAAAGAAAUCUACAUUUGAUAAUUUUUGGAAAUGCUUUCAAAUUCUAUUGAAUUCGAGGCCAAAUAAUGAAACUUCCAAUUUGUUUCAAUGCUCCAUCUGAAUUGCUUUCAAAUAAUCAUAAAAUCAGUGGUUUCGCUUUAUUUUAUAUGAAAAAACAGAUGUGUUUUAUUUAAAAACCUCCCACACACAAAAAACACAUUUUCGAUAGACAGUUUCCAAAGUUCUCGAAUUCCAAACUGUUCCAAAAAACAUGCAGAAAAAAGUUGUUGUAUCUUCAUUCAUCUAUCUUGCCAUUUGUUCACAUUUUUGUGAAUGUGUGUGCAAAAGAUGAAACCUGAGUAGGAUCUUUCGAUGUGUGUAUGUUGUUUUUUUGGCGUCACGAGCCGCCCGUCUUCUUCUUCUUCUUCAUCUUCAAAAUCCUGGGAGUUUCUCUCUCCCUCAUCUUUUUUGCUUUUUUUUCAUCUGAAGAAAGAACCGCCCGAUUCUGAUGAUUUUUUAUUGAUUUUGAAGAAGGAACACAAAAAAGAUGAGAGAAAAAAUAAGGGAAAGAGGUGUUAUACAUAAAUAUACAAAUAUGUUAUCAUUGAUAUAUAGUAUUUAUAAAGGGAAUCAAAUAACACACACAGACAAAUAUGGAAAUUUCGAUUUUUUUUGUGUAGGAAUAUAAGAAAGGUACUUUGGAAGGAUGAAAGAGUUGAAAAGAUAUCAGGCAAAAUGAGUAAACAUUCUGAAAUUAGCUUUCAAUGAAACUUGAUGAAACUUGCUUCUGAACAUGAUCCUGAAGUCAAAAACUUCUCUUUUGGCUAAUUUUAGAGCUCAUGAGUGCUCAAAAUGCAUUUUUGACUUCAGGAUCUUCAUCAGCAGGGUCAAUUCAGUAGGUUCAUUGAAUCCGAGCCUAGAAAAUCUGAAAUAUUUUCAUUGAGAAGUGCACUUCGGAAUUCAUAGUGAAUUUUGAAUCAGAUCAGAUCAGAAAUCAAAAUUCGGACUAAAUUUUGAUAAUUUCUUUGUGUUAUAAUUAAAAUUGGGUGAAAAAUUCUAAAAAUGAUUUUCAAAACACAGAAUUUCAAAUCAUCUUCAUUUUUAUUCCAGAAAUGCCUGCCGAAGAAGGAAAAACAUUAUGGGAGUUGAUUUUGGAGCAAUUCGACGAUUUGCUCGUCAAAAUUCUCCUCCUCGCCGCCAUCAUCUCAUUCGUCCUCGCCCUAUUCGAAGAGCAUGAAGAUCAAACUGAAGCCGUCACCGCCUUCGUCGAACCAUUUGUUAUUUUGUUGAUUCUUAUCGCCAAUGCCACAGUCGGAGUCUGGCAGGUAAGAAAAUUUGGAGUUUUUACAUGUUUUUUUCACGAGGAGUUCCACCAAAAAACUCGGAGAAAAAAGAGAUAAAAAGUGUAAUAUCUUUGGUGCGUAAAUGCUCUUUGCGCUCAUUUUUUUGCUGUUGUUGGGCCAUGAGAUGAUCUCAAUUGAUUGCGUAAAUUUUUGAUGGAUGAGUUGAUCCGGAAGAGUGUACUUUUUUUGAAGACAAAUUGGUUUCUCCCCAGAAAAAAGAUGUAAACAUCAAUCCAAAUAUUCAAAAUCAAAAAUAAUAUUUUUAGGAACGUAAUGCCGAAUCUGCCAUCGAAGCCCUCAAAGAAUAUGAACCAGAAAUGGCCAAAGUUGUUCGAUCUGGACAUCAAGGAAUUCAAAUGAUCCGUGCCAAAGAACUCGUGCCAGGAGACUUGGUCGAAGUGUCAGUCGGAGACAAAAUUCCAGCCGAUCUUCGACUCAUCAAGAUCUACUCAACAACAAUUCGAAUUGAUCAAUCAAUUUUGACCGGAGAAUCUGUGUCAGUCAUCAAACACACCGAAUCAGUUCCAGAUCCACGUGCCGUCAAUCAAGACAAGAAGAAUUGUCUGUUCUCUGGAACCAAUGUUGCGUCUGGAAAAGCUCGCGGAAUCGUUUUCGGAACCGGAUUGAACACUGAAAUCGGUAAAAUUCGUACUGAAAUGGCUGAAACUGAAUCUGACAAGACGCCACUUCAACAAAAAUUGGACGAAUUCGGAGAGCAAUUGUCGAAAGUCAUCUCGGUCAUCUGCGUCGCCGUUUGGGCCAUCAACAUCGGACAUUUCAACGAUCCAGCUCACGGUGGAUCAUGGGUCAAAGGAGCAAUCUACUAUUUCAAAAUUGCUGUCGCGUUGGCUGUCGCUGCUAUUCCAGAAGGUCUUCCAGCUGUUAUCACAACAUGUUUGGCUUUGGGAACACGUAGAAUGGCCAAGAAGAAUGCUAUUGUCAGAUCAUUGCCAUCUGUUGAAACUCUCGGAUGUACUUCAGUCAUCUGCUCUGAUAAGGUAACAUAUUUUUGAGCUUGGAAAUUUUCAAAUUAUUAUUUUUCAGACCGGAACCUUGACCACCAAUCAAAUGUCUGUCUCAAAAAUGUUCAUUGCUGAGUCCGCCUCAGGAGAUCAAAUUAACUUCACCGAAUUCACCAUCGGAGGAUCAACAUACGAACCAGUUGGAAAGAUUCAACAAAAUGGACGUGAAGUGAGUUCAGAAUUCUAGAAAAUCAGAGAAUAAUGUUCCAAUUUUCUCUAGAUCAUCCCAGCUAAUGGAGAUUACGACGCGCUCACCGAAUUGGCCACAAUUUGCGCUAUCUGCAAUGACUCGGCUGUCGAUUACAACGAAACCAAGAAAAUCUACGAGAAAGUCGGAGAGGCCACCGAAACCGCGUUGGUUGUUCUCGCCGAAAAAUUGAACGUCUACGGAACAUCGAAAGCCGGACUCGGACCAAAAGAAUUGGGCGGAGUUGCCAAUCGUGUCAUCCAACAAAAAUGGAAGAAAGAAUUCACUUUGGAAUUCUCGCGUGAUCGUAAAUCAAUGUCUGCCUAUUGUUUGCCAGCCGCUGGAGGAUCUGGAGCCAAGAUGUUUGUCAAAGGAGCGCCAGAAGGAGUGUUGGGAAGAUGUACACAUGUCAGAGUUAAUGGACAAAAGGUUCCACUUACACCAGCAAUGACACAAAAGAUUGUUGAUCAAUGUGUUCAAUAUGGAACUGGAAGAGAUACACUUCGUUGUUUGGCUUUGGGAACAAUUGAUUCGCCAAUUGCAGUUUCAAGCAUGAACUUGGAAGAUUCCACCAAAUUCGCGCAAUACGAAAAAGAUAUCACAUUUGUUGGUGUUGUUGGUAUGCUCGAUCCACCAAGAACUGAAGUUAUGGCCUCAAUCAAGGAUUGUAAUCAUGCUGGUAUUCGUGUUAUUAUGAUUACCGGAGAUAACAAGAAUACUGCUGAAGCAAUUGGUAGAAGAAUUGGAUUGUUCGGAGAAAACGAAGAUACAACUGGAAAAGCUUACACUGGAAGAGAAUUCGAUGAUUUGCCACCAGAGCAACAAUCGGAAGCCUGCAGAAGAGCCAAAUUGUUCGCGCGUGUCGAGCCAAGUCACAAAUCAAAGAUUGUCGAUAUUUUGCAAUCACAUGGUGAGAUUACUGCUAUGACUGGAGAUGGUGUCAACGAUGCGCCAGCUUUGAAAAAGGCCGAAAUUGGUAUUGCUAUGGGAUCCGGAACUGCUGUCGCCAAAUCUGCAUCAGAAAUGGUUUUGGCUGAUGACAACUUUGCCUCAAUUGUAUCCGCUGUUGAAGAGGGACGUGCCAUUUACAACAAUAUGAAACAAUUUAUCCGCUAUUUGAUCUCGUCCAACGUCGGAGAAGUCGUCUCGAUCUUCAUGGUCGCCGCUCUCGGUAUUCCAGAAGCCUUGAUCCCCGUCCAACUUUUGUGGGUCAAUCUUGUCACUGAUGGUCUCCCAGCCACUGCUCUCGGAUUCAAUCCACCAGAUUUGGAUAUUAUGGACAGAUCUCCACGUUCGGCCAAUGAUGGUUUGAUCUCUGGAUGGUUGUUCUUCAGAUAUUUGGCUGUCGGAAGUGAGUUCUUGAUUGUAUUCCCUGAAGUGUCUUUGUGAAGAGAAUCAAAAAAUGAUUCUUGUAUUUUAGUUUUUUUCUCUCAAAAUUUCCUGUUUUUUUCCAGCCUACGUCGGAGUUGCCACCGUUGGAGCUUCAAUGUGGUGGUUCUUGUUGUAUGAGGAGGGACCACAAAUCACCUAUUAUCAAUUGACCCACUGGAUGAGAUGCGAAAUUGAGCCGGACAACUUUGCCGAUUUGGAUUGUGCCGUCUUCGAGGAUAAUCAUCCAAACGCUAUGGCUUUGUCGGUUUUGGUUACCAUCGAAAUGUUGAACGCUGUCAACUCAUUGUCCGAAAAUCAAUCGUUGUUGGUGAUGCCACCAUGGAAGAAUAUCUGGUUGAUGGCCGCUAUCACACUUUCCAUGUCUCUUCAUUUCGUUAUUCUCUACGUUGAUAUUAUGGCUACUAUCUUCCAAGUGAGUUUUGUGCUUUCUAGGCGCGGCUGCUUGUGAACUAGGGUUUCUAGGAUCGGAUGCUUGGAAUAGGAGUUCUCUAGGCGCGGGUCCUAGACAAUCAGAUUCUGUAGGUGUGUCUACUUGAAACCGAGGCUCUCUAGGCGCGAGUACUAGAGAGCUAGGCUUGCUAGACUUAGCUACUUGGUAGUGAAGUUUUUGAGACGUGGAUCCUUAUUGUGGUAAAAUUCUAGACGCGGCUCCUAGACAAUUAGGUUUUCAAGGCGUGACUCCUUGCCAGAGUAGAUCUCUAGGCGUGGGUCCUAGACAAUUAGGUUCUCUAGGCGCUGAUGCUUGACAGUUGGAAUUUCUAGGUGUGGCUGCUUGACAACUAGGGUUUCCAGGCCUGGCUACUUAGCAUAUAAGCUCUCAAGGCGUGGCUCCUUGCCAGAGUGCUUUUCUAGACUAGGGACCUAGACAAUUAGAUUCUCUAGGCUCAGUUACUUGACAAGCUCGAAUAUUUCACACAGAAGCUCCAAAGGCCACGUGAACGAGUCAAAAAUCUUUCAAAAUUCAGAAAUUCAAAAAAUUUACAGGAAAUUUUUUGAUUUUCACGACCUGCUUCCAAUAACUUCAUUUUGUUCAGAUCACCCCAUUGAAUGUGGUCGAAUGGAUUGCCGUAUUGAAGAUCUCAUUGCCAGUUUUAUUGUUGGACGAAAUUCUCAAAUUCAUUGCUCGCAACUACAUCGACGGUAAGCCCGAAACAGUCGGCCAAAAAGUUCGAACAGUUGUAUCGUUAACCGCGUGGAUUGGAAUAACUGUCGCCUACUUUGCAUGGAUGUUGGGACCAUAUGCUGAUCUAAUAAAUCAUGCAUUAAUCGGACCACAAGUUGAUCCACAUUCAUAUGAUACUCCUCCAACUGGAGCAAUCAAAAAUGAAUUGUAGACUUGGGAAUGACAUCUUCUUACACUCUGUUUGUUUUUUGUCUUUUCUAAUCUUUUUUAUUCGCGAUUGUUUUGGAAAUAAUCAAAAUGUUUCAUAAUGGUCUUCUUGUUACUUGAUUUUAUUCCUUUCUUACCCCGAAUGUCACCUAAAGGGAGUAUGUUUUCUAAUUUCAUGGAUAUUUCUAUAUGGAACUCCUCCCUUUAAUUUGAAUUGCGUGUUUUUGUGCCCUUCUUCUUGUAUCAUACAAGUUUUGUGCUCAUUUUCAUAUUUUCCCUCUUCAUAUUUAUGCCCCUUUUUCCUUUUUUGUCCUACGGUCCUUUUAUCCCCAUUCAAAAACUUGUCGAGACCCAAAAGAUUUUCUAUGAUCGAUUUUUAUAUUUCUUAAUUUAUUUGUUCUUACUCGUGAUAUGAAUUUUAUUGAUGAAAAAUAACAGUGUGCUUUUUUUUUUUUGAAUUCUAAUACCUUUGGUAACUUACCUCUGUGUUUUCUUUGGAUUUUUGUGUGGAAAUUCUCUAAACCUCUUGGGGAAAAAUAAUCAAUAAUGAAUUACAGUUGAACCAGCGGCAAAAUCAAAGAAGGACUAA